Molecule: messenger RNA, 2789 nt
Organism: Talaromyces stipitatus ATCC 10500
Lineage: Eukaryota; Fungi; Ascomycota; Eurotiomycetes; Eurotiales; Trichocomaceae
Product: mannosyltransferase, putative
Exons: 4
Coding region: 1-2481 (826 amino acids)
Biological process (GO): GPI anchor biosynthetic process
Cellular component (GO): endoplasmic reticulum membrane
Molecular function (GO): alpha-1,2-mannosyltransferase activity
Source: RefSeq, a predicted model, not a curated record
AUGUCCAUGGAAGCAUCAGAGCAGUCUAUUGCGUCAAGCGGCACGGAUACUUCCUUGGCUGACUCCGUCCAUCGCCUUAGACGGCGCGCCAAAGAUCAAGCGACGCCACAUAACAUCUUGCUAUUCCUCGUCGCAUUCCGCAUAUUGAAUGCGCUCAGUGUGCGCACUUUCUUCCAACCCGAUGAGUUCUUUCAAUCGUUAGAGCCGGCAUGGCAAGUCGUGUUUGGUAAGGACAGCGGUGCCUGGAUCACAUGGGAAUGGAAACAUGAACUGCGAUCCUCCAUCCACCCCCUGUGUUUUGCCGUCGUAUAUUACAUUACCGGCUCUUUUGCAUGGAUUGCGCGACUCUCCUCGUUGAACGCAGCCGAUUUGCUCAUUGUAGCCCCGAAGGUCGCACAAGCUAUCAUCGCCGCAACCGGAGACUAUUACACGUGGAAGCUGGCCAGCAAGGUAUAUGGAUAUGAUAACUAUGGAGCAUGGGCUACACUAGCAUUGACUUCCCUGAGCCCCUGGCAAUGGUUCUGUUCAACAAGGACAUUCUCGAAUUCCGCAGAAACUACAUUGACGGUAGUCGCCUUAUAUUUCUGGCCGUGGGAAUGGUUUCUUGACAAUCAGGCGGUAGAAGAGGAGGAUGAAGUCGAAGGUUUGGAUGAGACUCUUGAAAGCGCGAGUCGACAGUCAAGGUAUAGAUGGCCUGGGCUUGAUGGAGACAUAUUUACCAUCAUGUUUCUAACGGUAGCGCUAUCCAGCCUCCGAAAAUGUCUUUUACUUGCAGCGCUAGCGUGCGUUUUGCGCCCUACGAACAUUAUCAUAUGGGCCUGUCUGGCCACCUUUGCCGCUUACCAAUGUCCACGAUCGGCUGUUAUAAUACUUGUUAGAGAGUCUUUUUUCUGCGGAUCCGCUGUCCUCGGCCUUUCGGUCCUGAUCGAUCGUCUCUUUUACGGCGUCUGGACAUUUCCCAUCUUCCAAUUUCUCUAUGUCAACGUUGCCCAGUCUAUUGCUAUCUUCUAUGGCCACAAUGACUGGCACUAUUAUCUCUCACAGGGAUAUCCAUUACUUUUGACUACGGCUCUCCCUUUUAGUCUCAUCGGGCUGUACAAGUCCUUGCGUCCAGGUGACGCAGCAGGGGCUAGUCACCGAAGAUCGAUCAAGUUUCAGUUAGCAACAGUGUCUCUUGUUAUGCCGGCCGUGCUCUCAAUCAUUUCACACAAGGAAGUCAGGUUUAUCUAUCCAUUGCUCCCUGCUUUGCAUAUUCUGACGGCCGAGCCGCUUGUGUCCUUUUUCCUCCCUGCUAUCUCAUCCUCAAACAACGCUCACUUGCCGCGCAGGUUGACGUUGCUAUUUCUCGUCCUUGCCAAUAUCUUCAUCGCAUAUUAUACCACUCUAGUCCACGCACCCGGCCCGAUAGAUGUUCUCUCAUUCUUACGGGCACGACACGAUGCCCAUCAGGAAGAUUACGGUUACCCGCUCGCUCCACAUCCAUUAUUUGGCGGAUCAGAUAAACCCGUACACGUUCCGCCAAAGAACAUGACAGUUGGCUUCCUAAUGCCCUGUCACAGUACUCCUUGGAGGUCGCACUUGGUCUUUCCCUCUAUAGAGGCAUGGGCGCUUUCAUGCGAGCCUCCUGUCGGGCUCAACGAAACACAAAAGAAGGUCUACGUGGAUGAAGCGGACCAAUUCUAUGCCAAUCCUACCGAGUUUUUGCAACAUCACAUGAUAGGCGGUCUUUGGCACGUCCCUCGUCGACCAUCAUACAUGUCAACCUUGCCAGCGCGAUCACCACCGUCAGCUUAUUACUCUCAUCAAAAAGCCUAUCCACUUAAGGAGCCUCUGUAUCACCAGUGGCCGGAUUACCUUGUUUUCUUCGCGCAACUAGAGCCAACAAUCCGUACGGCACUUCGCAGUAGCUCGUAUGGUGAAUGCUGGCGGACAUGGAAUACAGCAUGGCAUGAUGAUUGGCGGCGGAAAGGCGAUGUAGUCGUUUGGUGUUUAGACCCAAAUGAGCAGCAAGAAUGGCGCAAACUCCAACACAAACGACAAUCGGACCGUCGUGAGAAGCAAUUGGACCGUAUAAUCUCGCGAUUUGAGAAGCAAACGCAUGCAAAGAGCAGUUAUAAUCCGUUCAAUUUCUUUUGGCGACCGAUACGCAACGCCGCUACUACCACCACCACCCACCGCUCCUGGUUCUCCUCUCUUCCAUGGCCGUUCACAUCUACAACAUCAUCACCAUUCUCACUCUCAACCCAGAGGGCAUCACUGCUUCCACCGUGGUUUAAAAACCCUCUUACCACUCACCGACGACCUCAAUAUAUACCCAGUUUCGUACAAAAUUAUCUGCCGGCAAAGAGGAGCCGAUUCGAUCCACGAUCAUGGUUUUCAUCUUCAUCUUCGUCUUGGUCAUCAUGGUGGCCUUGGAAUAAUAAAGGUCGAAAGAGGGGCUAUACUGUUAAUCCUAGUUAUGAGCGCGGUUUAUGGGAGUAAGUAACGUGUUUUCUUACUGAUGGCGCAGGUAUGGAUCCUUAUUGCCUUUUGAUUCAGGGUACAUAUAUAGUUAUUUCUAUCUAAUAUGAAUAAAUGCUUCAAGCCGACAACCGGUAUCUUCACAUUUGUCCCUGCUGUGAGAAAUCAAUCUCAUACUCUUAAAAACUAAGGAUCAUAUAACGCGCAAAACAUCAAUCUACAUGAGAUGAAUCGCUGUUGACGUCCGCGUCCAGGUCACACCAGUCCUCACCAUUGUCGUCAUGUAUUCAACAGGUUUCUCACUGGUAAUACACUAGCAUUACUAGUUG